Messenger RNA from Mercenaria mercenaria, 2273 nucleotides. RefSeq lists its product as uncharacterized. Gene Ontology annotation, biological process: positive regulation of DNA-templated transcription. The transcript is spliced from 2 exons. The record is from RefSeq and is a predicted model, not a curated record. Gene Ontology annotation, cellular component: nucleoplasm; chromatin. Gene Ontology annotation, molecular function: ubiquitin-protein transferase activity; zinc ion binding. Lineage: Eukaryota; Metazoa; Mollusca; Bivalvia; Venerida; Veneridae. Bases 58 to 1764 code for a protein of 568 amino acids.
GCAAGAUAAACAUGUACUAGUAUUUUGGAAACGAAUUCAAUACCCGGUCAUAAGGACAUGGCGGAAGGUGGAGACCUCCCCCAAGCAGUGCUCGAAGAAGCCUCUGAGGAAAUUUACGAUUAUAACUGCUCACCAUGUGAUGAAGCUGGAGUAUAUAAGGAAGCUCAUAAAUACUGUGAUAGUUGUAAGUUGUAUUAUUGUAAGAAAUGCCUAGGAGAACACAACAAGUUUCCAGCUUUAAGAGGUCACUUGAUAAAAGAUGUCACAUAUCAAACCAACCCCUCUGGUUCAACUGGGACAGCAGGGAUAUCCGUGCCAGCAGUGCGUACUGAGCCUUGUGAAAAUCAUCCGGAAGAAAUGAUCAAGAUGUUCUGUGGUGAACAUGACCUUGUAUGCUGCAGUGUGUGUAUAGCACUCGAUCACAGAGAGUGCAAAGACGUCCACUACAUUCAAAAUUUGGCUAAAGAUAUCCGAAAAAGUCCAGAAUACACCGAGUACGCGGAAGAGGUGACAAGAAUGAAAACCGUGUAUGAAGACACUAAGCAGUCCAUCCAAGAUGAAAUAGAGAAAAUGAGUGACAUAAAAACUGAAAUUAUAAGUGAGAUAAAAGAGUACAAGCGAGACUUAGUUUCAAGAAUAGAAGAACUCGAGAGUAGGUCGGUUGAGACAGUGAAUGAAAGGUAUAAACAAAUACUAGGAAGAUUGAAUGCAACUGCAAGAAAUGUUAAUGAUCUAUUAGAUGAGGUAACAGAUCUUGUGCGAGAAAUAGAUAAUGUGGGUGAAACGCAACUGUUUGUUCGAAUGAAGACAAUGAGUCCAAUGAGAGACAAAAAAAGUAACAUUGACAAAGAUCUUCAAACGUUAGAAGAACUUAGUUUUUCGUUGGACAACAGUAUUAGAAAUACCAUCGAACAUGUCGACGGACUUGCUACCGCAAACGUACCUGUCAAAACUCUUUCGAAGAAAGAGUAUGAUAUUUUAUUCGAUGAUGACGAAUACAACAAGUACGAUGUGCGUGAUAUGUGUAUCUUGGAGUAUGACACAUUGGUUAUGACAUGUAACGACAGACUGAAACGUUUUAGUAGGUCAUUUGAUAAACUGGCUAACAUAUCGGCCCCAGGGCAACUAUGUGGUAUAUGCAAAACUUCAAGGUCAAACGAAUUAGCUGUUUCAAUACGAGACAAGGAAACAAUACAGUUUGCUCAGUACACUGCAAAAUCAAUAUCACUGACACAAUCAUUCACAGUUGGCGUUCCAUGCAAAGGUAUUUGCAGUAAAGAUGACUACCUUUUUGUCACGUGUGGAGGAGGGUAUGAGGACAUUGUCCUAGGUCAUGUUAGGCAAUAUGAUAUGCAAGGUUAUCUUAUCCGUACAAUUGACACUGACCAUCACGAUCGACCAAUUUUCACAUCUCCUCGUUUCAUGUCUUGCGAUUUUUGGACAAAUACCAUAUACAUAGCAGACAGAGACAACGGAAUAAUUGUACUUGACAUAAAUGGAAAGGUAUUUGUCCAUCCGUAUAAUUCUUUUCUGAAAAAUGUAUUUGGUAUAUGUCUUACUACUAGGAAAGACAUUAUUUUGUCUGGGAGUGAUUCCUAUAAUAUACAGCAAUAUGAUGAGAAUUUCAGGCAUGUAGGAACAAUCUUGAAUUUUACAGAUGAAAUGCGUAAACCUUUAUGCACACUUUUAGACGUUUCAACAAAACAGCUUAUUGUAAGCUUGGUAAAUGAUGAUAAAGUCUAUGUUUAUGAUGUUGAAUGCUAAAGAAGACAUUCUUGAUUGAAGAUAUAUAAUUUACAGAGGAAAUUAUGUCAAAUAUAUAAUGGUUCUAUGGUAAAUGCUCGACUAAAUGGACCCGUUUAUCAUUUUCUUCAAGUAUACAAAAUGAAUGCUGAACCAGAGAAGUGUUUGUUUAUCAAUAUCUAAGUAAAACAGUGCACAGAAUCCCCUUUUUCUACGCGAAAACAUAUACAUUGUCUGUUAGCAGUUAUCAUACAAAACUUAGUUUUCAUUUAGAUAAACAGAUUUUCCCUCAAAAUGUUAACAACCUUAUUCAUCCGGAGCUUUCCAUCCCGCCUUCAAGUUCGCUGACCGUAAGGGGCGUUGUUUUCACAAUGCUUUAUAACUUUGUAUACUAUAUCUUUUCGGGUUUCAACGAAACAUUGCAUAGUGAUUUAGCAUAGGUUAUGACAGUACACUUGACAUGCCAGAGAGUCAGCGAAACCCUUCGUGUGUAAGGGGUUUGUAUUUUGAUUGAUUAUAUUUUAGAGUGA